Molecule: messenger RNA, 318 nt
Organism: Entamoeba nuttalli P19
Lineage: Eukaryota; Evosea; Mastigamoebida; Endamoebidae
Exons: 1
Coding region: 1-318 (105 amino acids)
Source: RefSeq, a predicted model, not a curated record
AUGAGUAUUCCUGUUGAUGACCGUGUUGAAGCAUGUAAUAUUAGUGAUUUAAGUGUUAAAGAACUUUCUAGUUAUUUCAUUGAUUUAGACGGUAUAGAGGAUUUAUGUGAGGAUUUAAAAAACUUAUAUGAAAAGGAACAGUGUUCUACUUUAGGCGAUGAGAAAUAUCUGCGAAUUUUAGAAAAGGAAGCCGAGCUUGUUGAGGAUAUUGCUAUUACUUCUAUGAACUUUGUACGGGAUUAUGGUAAAAUAUUAACAGUGAUGAGACACUGUUCCCAAAAACAACGUGAUGAAACUAAACCGAAGAAAAAUAAUUGA